AACGUCUUUGCGCAUCAUACCAAUUUUAUACACUAUAUUUUUUAAAUUUUUAACUAACUCUUAGAUUUAGGUUUACACAACAUAUGUUCUACUGCCACAGAAAGAUGUUACGACUUUUUUCAAGUAGUUUAUACUGCCAAUGAUGUUGCUAUCUAUUUUAGACUGCCAAUGAUGUUGCUAUCUACUUUAGACUGCCAAUGAUGUUGCUAUCUACUUUAGACUGCCAAUGAUGUUGCUGAUAAAAAUACUUUCUUUCCUACUGACACUGCUGCUCCUCCGUCCUGGAGCCGCCAAAACUGUGGUCCAGUGUACGUAUUCCUCCAAGCCCAUGGGCUCGCUUGACAGCGUGAGAAACAACUACCUCUACCACCGCGGGGAGCUUCCCAACUACAUGGAUGAGACCUACAACCCGGAAGCCAUAGACCAAUACGAAGACUGCGGCACCAACAACUACCCGAGGAUGUUCGAGGAGAACAUCAUCAGCGGCUUGGUUGCGCAGGACGGCGCCUUCCCGUGGAUGGCCCUGUACCAGGUGGACGAUAAGGUCUGCGGCGGGGCCCUCAUCAGCCAGCAGUGGGUCCUUACGGCGGCCGCCUGCCUGGUGUCCCGUAAACCCGGGAAGGUGAUCCUAGGCCAGACCCAGCUGCACGCACACGACGCCGUCACCAUCGAUGUGGACUUCACCAUCCGCCAAGACGACUACAACAACAUCACCCGGCAAGCGAACCUCGCGCUGCUGAAGCUGAAGAAAAAAGUCCACUACACGGAUAAAAUCAAACCCAUCUGCAUGCUAGCAGACAGCCUGAUGGACGCCACACCCUGUUACGUCAGCGGCUGGGGCAUCACCAGCCACAAGAAGCGACAGUCACCCAGGCUGCAGUACCUGAAGGUGACCAAACUGGACCAGUACCUGUGCUUCUUUCUGUGGCAGGUGGUGGCCAACGGCGAUGUGGACGACCAAAACAUUUGCCUGGACCUGCUCUCAAAUACCGACCUGUGCUACGGGGACGUCGGCUCCCCCCUGGUCUGCGCCCUGAGCAACAAGUUCUACCUCACGGGCGUCGUCUCCUACGGGGACAAGAAAUGUCACGGUGACAUUCUCCCCCCUGUUACUACGGCCGUCUACCCAUUUCUAGAGUGGAUCACUGAAAAAGUCAACAGAUACAGUUAGGAUCACUGAGAAAGUCCACAGAUACAGUUAGCCUUUUGGAGAACUGGACAAUGUAGUCUUGGUCAACCUGCUGUCUUUUAGUUUUCACACAUUGUCCUCUCAUUUGACAUUUUCUCAUCUGUGGGGUAAUUUAUAACAUGUUGUCUUCCAGUAUAAAAUUAGGUCCUUUAUGUUGUCAUUUGCUCCUGUGAUAUUUUAUAACAUUUUGUCCUCCAAUAUAUUAUUAGGUCCUCCUAGAUAACAUUUUGUUCAUCUUGUAACUAGUCUCCAUCGUAUAUACAAAAUGUCCUUCAGAGUAAUCUUUUGAUUAACAAGAUAAUGAUAAAUCCUUACUGUAAAACCCUGUAUGUUUAUACACGGAAGAAUCGAUACGAGUACUGUAUAAUCGCUGAGGAAUCGAUUACAAUUUUAUUUUGGCAACUUACACGCAGUAGAAUCCACACACUUUAGUUGUGUAGAGGCUAUAAGAGGAGUCGAUAUACUUUUAGACAGGUAAAAACAAUCCCAGAACAAGAUAUCUCACGGACAUAUUAUCCCAUGACAAAUGAUCUCAGGGGCAAAUUAUCCCACGACAAAUUAAUGAUCUCAGGGCAAAUUAUCCCAGAAAAAAAUCUCACGGACAAAGAAUACCAAAGAAAAUAUUUUACCUCUAAAUAGACAGUACUUAAGAUUAUUUUAUUUGGUUUUUUUUAAAAUGUAUGAUUUGAAAAAAAAUGUUUUUACACAUAAUAACGGACUCUGACUGGUCAGAUUUUAGCUUAAAAUUUCCAAACAUCUUGGCCUCUGUUGCUACUUUUCGACUUUUGGAGCACUUCUAUACAUCCUAAUCUCUUUACUUUUGGAAAUAAAAUACU
Molecule: messenger RNA, 2025 nt
Organism: Physella acuta
Lineage: Eukaryota; Metazoa; Mollusca; Gastropoda; Physidae
Product: chymotrypsin-like protease CTRL-1
Biological process (GO): proteolysis
Molecular function (GO): serine-type endopeptidase activity
Source: RefSeq, a predicted model, not a curated record